Setaria italica (foxtail millet) is the source of this 957-nucleotide messenger RNA. RefSeq lists its product as uncharacterized. Bases 130 to 639 code for a protein of 169 amino acids. NCBI's taxonomy places the organism in Eukaryota, Viridiplantae, Streptophyta, Magnoliopsida, Poales, Poaceae. The record is from RefSeq and is a predicted model, not a curated record. The transcript is spliced from 3 exons.
GGCUUGGUUUUCACUUUUCCCUCGGCCAGCGCUCGGCUUCGUUCCCCAUCUCAUCUACCUCUCCUGUCGUCUUCUCGCCGUUUCUCCUUCCCUGGCUGCAGUCUGCGUACUUCGCCCCGGCCGGAAGAGAUGGAUCCCGACGGAAGCUAUGCUUGGCAAGCAGCUGCAGCAGAAGCGAGGAAGCCGUUGAGGCUGAGGGUGCGCUCCGCGGCCAGGGGCCUGCUCUUCUGGGGCCUCGCCGCGGCGGCGCUCGCGCUCUCCGUCAUGCUCGCUCCGAUGGGCUCCCUCUUCCUGCUGGGCCCCUGCGCCCCGCCGACCGACGCGGAGGCCGCGGGCCUGCGCGCCGAGGCGGCGCUGCUGCUGCUGUCCGGGGCCGGGCAGGCGCUCGCGGCGCAGGUGGCGCUGCUCGUGCCGUGGCGGCCGCUCGCCUACCUCGCCUGGGUGGUGGCCACCCCCACCUUCAACCACGCCACCGCCGUCCUCCUGAGGAUCGUCGCUGCCCCGGCCAUCUCCAUGGCGUGGUCGCCGCCUACUUCGGACUAUUCUCCGGCAUACUGUUCGUGGCGCUCAUCGCAUCAUGUGCCGUCGUCCUCUUCGGAAAGAAGUAGCUGCCAUGCCAUGCAUUGGCCGUCCAAUUGAUCAUAACCAAUGCCUACUAGUAGAAUAAUCUCCAAGGCAAGGCUUGUUAGAUAAUUGAAACAAUCUUUCCGGCCUCUGCAUCGUACAAUGCUCAAUGCAAGAAGCCUAGAGUAGAAUCGAAGUAGAUCAAAUUUGUUGUUGUCCACUGUCGUCUGACUGACAGCAUCUAUCUAGCAUGUUCACUGUUCACCUUUGUGUGGCAUAUAUGUCGCCACGUAGCUUCAUUAGCCAAGGUUAUGCAUGGUUAGUACCAUCGGAGUGAUGAGUUCUUGAAAAUUGUACUUUGGUUGGUAUGCGUAACCUAACUAUGAGUUUCCA